AUGGAGGUCUUCGUUCGCGGGGUACCUGAACGAGCCACGGAAAAGCAGCUGGAGAACUGUUUUCGACCUAUCUUGAGCGAGCUUGGAGUUCUUGCCUGGGAUUGUCAGAAACGCAAAGGGAAGAAUUUCUGCUUCUUGAUCUUUCUCAAAGUGCAGGAUGCUGAGAAAUUCUUGGAUCGCCAUGGUCGGAUCAGUAACGGCCUAGGCCGUGAUUUCCUCCCUGCUGAGCGGACAGAUAUCAUGUUCAAUGGCAUUAAGCUCCUCUGUAGUCGAAGCAGAAAGUCUCCAGACGAGUGGGCGCUGAAGAACCUGCAGAUGGAGGCCAAAAACAGGCUAAAAAAGGCUACGAACCCUUCAGAAGGACAAUCAACUCCAAGUGUCGCUCCAAAGUCGCAGAGUGAGCUCCCGGUGCAUUCGAUAUCAUGCGGUGUUUGGGAUUUUCAGGGUUCGCAGCCAAUCUUCAUCGCAUACCGGAAGUGGAAAGUUACAGGCACCAUCCGCUUCACAGCGAACAGGACGAUCAUCAGGACGGAUAAAUCACAACGAAUUGAUCUCCUCUGUUCUAAUGUGCAAGAGACGGUUCUCAGUGGCGUUCCUAAUCCUGCGAUAACGAUUACCUGUAAUGAAGCCCCUAUGUUCUUUCGCAUUGGUCCGAACCAUCCCCAAAAUAGUGCUGCAUCCGUCACAGAUCUACUACCUAUGAUCCAAAGCAUGAACCUCAAUAGUCGACGAACAACAGAAAAUCGAACGAGGCUCCCCGCACUUGAUCUGGAACAUGGUGUGAUCGUGGGAAGUUGUCUCGUCUAUCAGGUUGGCCUGGCUCAAAUUAAUGUUAAUACCCAGAUGGAAGCCUUGGGCCAUGCACGUGGCCUCAAUCCGCCCGUUCGACAGAACAUCAUGGUCAAAUUUGCGACAACAUCCUUUCAAAGAGAAAUGGCUCCGCUCCUUCGGGCACUUGAAGCUUCAAUCCUUCCAUACUCCGUCAAAUUUCAAAUGCAGAAACUUGCGAGCGAAGGCUUCUUGUCACCCCAGUCAACAUUGGCUCUUCUACCAGAGAUACAGGGGCUUGGACGCCGAUGCAACCUUGAGACGUGUGUAGCCAUCAUACGCAAAUUAUUCAACCAACUGCCAUACAGAUGUUUCGAGGCAGACCCUAACGUUUUCUCCAUUGAUGCCUUGACGUCCCUCCUUAGAGACAAUGAGGCUCGCGUCAAGGACGGUGAAAUAGACUACCGCAAGCGUAUAGACUCCGAUAACAUUGCCUGCAUUCACAAAGUCAGUAUCACCCCUUCUCGAAUUUGUUUCUCAGGUCCAGAGCCAGAGAAUAACAAUCGAGUUCUUCGCAAAUAUCCUAAUCACCACGACUUCUUCCUGAGAGUUCAGUUCUGUGAAGAAGAUGGCGAGCCAAUACGCUACAACGCUCAGAUAUCAAAUGAUGAAAUAUUCCAGGGGCGAUUCAAGAAAUUAUUGAAUGAUGGCAUCAGCAUUCUUGGUCUUCGUUUCUCCUUUCUAGGAUUCUCUCAUUCUUCUCUACGCGCCCAAUCGUGUUGGUUUAUGGCUCCGUUCAUCUAUCAGGGAAGCUUACUUUUCUAUGGAAAGCUCAUUCAAGGACUAGGCGACUUCUCACGCAUUCGUUGCCCUGCAAAAUGCGCCGCUAGGAUUGGACAAGCCUUUUCGGAGACUCCAACAGCAAUCACAAUUGCUCCUGGCGUACAAAAGGAAAUCCCCGAUAUACAACGCAACGGCCGCUUCUUCAGUGAUGGUGUUGGAACGGUUUCAAAAGGAGUACUGCAAAAGAUCUGGUCUGGCUUGCCAGCUGCGAAGAAGGAGAGGCCUGUGUUGUUUCAGAUUCGAUAUGGUGGUGCGAAAGGAAUGAUUGCUCUUGAUAGUCGGCUUACCGGAGAUUCUCUCUGUCUUCGCCCCUCUAUGAUGAAGUUUCCAGGCUCGGAUUCCUUGGACAUUGAGAUCUGCAACAGUGCUUUCCAUCCCCUCCCAUACUAUUUGAAUCAACAAAGCAUUAAAAUUCUGGAAGAUAUGGGUGUUGAAGAUGAAUUCUUUCUCUACCAUCAAGAUCGAGAGGUCCGCCGGUUGCAAUCAACUACGUCAAGCUCCAAGUUAGCUUCAGACUUCCUCAAACGCCACGCUAUUGGCGAUCGUAUCAACUUGCCCUGGUUCAUCCGUAGACUCGAUGACUUGGGAUUUUCCUUCCAACAUGAUCCUUUUCUGAGUAAAGUCAUGGAGACAGCGAUUCUAAUUGAACUAAGGUCCUUGAAGUACAAAGCUAGAAUCCCAGUCGAAGAUGGAUACACCCUGCACGGUAUCAUGGACGAGACCGCCUUCCUCAAAGAGGGCGAAGUCUUUUGUAUAGUCGAAAAAGCUGGCAAGCCAUCUGUCAUUGUAGGUGACGUUGUUAUCACUCGAAGCCCAGCUCUUCAUCCUGGAGAUAUUCAGAUCGCAAAGGCGGUGAAAGUUCCAUACAAAUCACCGCUAUUGGAUCUACGCAACUGUGUAUGCUUCAGUCAACAUGGAUCAAGAGAUCUCCCGAGCAAGUUGAGUGGCGGUGAUCUUGACGGGGACCUCUAUCAGAUCCUCUUCGAUUCUAGAGCGAGACCAAAAUGCUCCUUCACGCCAGCGGACUACUCCCGGCCAACGCCCAUUGAUCUUGGUAGAGAGGUUGUACGCGAAGACAUGACUGACUUCUUCAUUACAUUUAUGGCCACUGAUCAGCUGGGUCGAAUUGCUAACAAUCAUAAGAUUUUAGCCGACCAGUCACCAGCAGGCACACUGGCAGGUGGCUGCUUGACACUGGCAGAAAUGCACUCCACAGCAGUUGAUUUUUCUAAGAGUGGAAUUCCAGUUGAUCUCAGGAAGAUGCCAAGAAUUAAGCCAUAUCGCCCAGACUUCAUGGCCUAUGGACCACACAUUACCGUGUCAAAGGGCAACCCACUGACGUUUGGCGAACCUGAACAAACUGAAGCCGAUGACGAGGAUGGCAUGCCCACUUAUAGGUACUACGAGAGCACCAAUAUCCUGGGAAAGCUGUUCCGCGCGAUCAACGAACAAAAGAUUUUCUCCAAUAUUCAAAAAUCAAGUCAGCCUCGAGGCACCAAAUCUUCACUCCUAUAUUGGACGCGGAAGCACAUUGCUGAAAACCUUGGAAUUCGUCUGAUUGAUCCUCAUAUGGAGCGAGCACGAGGAAUACGUGACGAGUAUGAAGACUAUGUUCGGAACAUAUCGUGGGAGUUCAGUCCGGAGAGGUCCCGACCACUGAGUGAGCAGGAGGUCUUCAUUGGAAAUAUCCUGGGUAAAACUGGUGCGCAAAGCAAGCGGCAACACGAUUUGUCUGUGAGCAUGAACGAACGUUACAACGCAGAUCUGGCGUACAUCGUGAGCUGCAUCGUUAAAGAAAGCGAUGAUUUAAGCGACAGCAUUGGACGAAGUGCAGCUUGUUUCGUAGCCGGCAUAGAGGGAGACCCGGGGGAUCCAGCGGCGAGAAGCGGCGAGGAACUAGUGAGUUUCUGCUAUGUGUCUGCAGCGCUGUAUUUGAGAGAGUUCGAGCGGGCUCAUAAGACUCCAAUUUAUGGCGGCACUGGACUCCCGAGGUUUCUGGCUGCUUGA
Messenger RNA from Exophiala aquamarina CBS 119918, 3618 nucleotides. RefSeq lists its product as uncharacterized. Gene Ontology annotation, cellular component: nuclear RNA-directed RNA polymerase complex. Gene Ontology annotation, molecular function: nucleic acid binding; RNA-directed RNA polymerase activity. The coding region runs from base 1 to 3618 and encodes 1205 amino acids. The transcript is spliced from 4 exons. NCBI's taxonomy places the organism in Eukaryota, Fungi, Ascomycota, Eurotiomycetes, Chaetothyriales, Herpotrichiellaceae. Gene Ontology annotation, biological process: siRNA processing. The record is from RefSeq and is a predicted model, not a curated record.